UUGAAGCUAAGUACUCUGAAAUUAGCAAAUAUGGCGAACAAAAUUUGCUUUACUCCUCCAUUCCUUCUUCUUUGUAUUGCUUUAUUCCUGUGUCAAAGUCUAGCCGCCGACAAAAAUGUCGUCGAUAAUAAUGAUCAAACAUCAUUUUUAAAUGCGAAUGUGCAAGCCGAAUACAAUAAAAUGUCAAGCAAGCAAGCCGACUGGUGGUUGGGUCGACCCAUGUUUCCUUGGCCUUUUGUUCAUCCUCCACUACCAUCUGGCAUCCCCAAGUUUCCUUGGCCAUUUGUUCAUCCGCCACUACCUUCCGGCAUCCCCAAGUUUAACUGGCCUUUCGUUCAUCCCCCAUUACCAUCUGGCUUCCCCAAGUUUCCUUGGCCUUUUGUUCAUCCGCCACUACCAGCAGGCUUCCCAAAGAUUCAGUGGCCUUUUGUGCCUCCGCCUAUUCCGUCUGGCGGUUUGAAAUUCCCACCAAAUUUCCCGUGGUUCCAUUUUCCUUCGAUUCCACCUUAUAUGCAGCAUCCCCAUGGAAACAAUGCAGGUGUCGCAGAUGAAAUUAGCACAGCAAGCACUAAUCCAAAAUGUUCGUCUACUAAUGAAAUUGUGGAAAGUUGCAUGCGAGCGUCUGGAAUGUCACACAGCUGGGGUUACAUAUUUAGCCCGGAUUGUUGCAAGGCUAUUGCAGAAGUUAGCGAUGAAUGCCAUCCCACGUUUGUGACCAUGAUUAAGGAUCAGUGUUCAAACAAAGCUACCGCGCCUCCUCCCACGGCUUAAAUAUUUAAUGUUCAUUAGGACAGUUAUUUUAUUAUUAUUUUUUCUUUCUUGUUAUUUAAUGAUGCUUUUCUUAGAUGCUUAUGUGGUAGGAUUCGGAAUAUAAUAAAUUAGAAAAAUCUUAACUA
This is a messenger RNA of Olea europaea var. sylvestris, 896 nucleotides long. RefSeq names its product WW domain-binding protein 11-like. The record is from RefSeq and is a predicted model, not a curated record. The coding region runs from base 31 to 771 and encodes 246 amino acids. The transcript has a single exon. Lineage: Eukaryota; Viridiplantae; Streptophyta; Magnoliopsida; Lamiales; Oleaceae.